CUCCCCGGAACCCGCGGGCGUGCAGCUGCGGUUCCGGUCGGAGUUGCUCCUCUGCACACAUCGACAUGGCUGCGCCCAUAGCAAGGGGUGUUCGGGAGCUGCUGAAGGUUGUGGACUUUGCGCAGGUCCCACGGAGACAUCGAUAUAAGAAGAAGUGGGCUACCACAGAACCCAAAUUCCCUGCUAGUCGACUGGCUCUGCAGAAUUUUGACAUGACCUACAGUGUACAGUUUGGGGAUCUUUGGCCAUCAAUUCGUGUUAGUCUUCUCUCAGAGCAGAAGUAUGGUGCAUUGGUCAAUAAUUUUGGGGCUUGGGAUAAUGUGAGUACUAAUCUGGAGCAGCUAAGUGCCAGGGACUUUGUGAAUGAAGCCAUCUCUCGCUGGGAACUGGAGCCGAAGAAUGACCUUUCUUCAACUCCAUCCCCAGGCUGCAGUCCAAACCUUCGAUGCUUCACUUUUUCCAGAGGGGAUAUCAGCCGUUUCCCUCCUGCCAGACUUAGCAGCCUAGGUCUCCUGGACUACUACCUGAUGGACGCUGCCUCCUUGCUGCCUGUCCUGGCUCUUGGCCUGCAGCCUGGAGACACUGUGCUUGACCUGUGUGCAGCUCCUGGGGGGAAGACACUCGCAUUACUUCAGACUGGCUGUUGCCGCAAUCUAGCUGCCAACGAUCUCUCCACUUCCCGAACAGGCAGACUACAAAAGGUCCUUCACAGCUAUGUGCCUCAAGCUAUCAGGGAAGGGAAUCAAGUUCGAGUCACCUCAUGGGAUGGCAGGAAGUGGGGAGAACUAGAAGGGGACACCUAUGACCGGGUGCUGGUAGAUGUACCUUGUACCACCGACCGCCACUCCCUGCAUGAGGAAGAGAACAACAUUUUUCAGCGGUCGAGGAAGAAGGAGCGACAGAUGUUGCCUAUGCUGCAGGCGCACCUUCUGGCGGCUGGACUCCUUGCCACCAAACCAGGAGGUCAUGUUGUCUAUUCCACUUGUUCAUUGUCACACUUACAGAAUGAGUAUGUGGUGCAAGGUACCAUCGAGCUUCUAGCCAAUCAGUAUAGCAUCAAGGUUCAAGUGGAAGACCUGUCUCACUUCCGAAAGCUUUUCAUGGACACAUUCUCUUUCUUCCCAUCCUGCCAAGUUGGGGAGCUUGUAAUACCAAAUCUGAUUGCUAACUUCGGGCCUAUGUAUUUCUGCAAGAUGCAUAGGUUGCCCUAGCAUCACCCUGUCUCUGAAGUGGGAAGAUAUAGACUCUGCUGUAAGCAUUAAAACUGCGACCAGUGGUAGAGAUGCACUCUGGGUCCUAUCUCCAUCCUGUUUGAUUUUCUGAAGAUAGUUUUAAGCAGUAGGAGGUAGAACUGCUGUCCAGUUUUGGAUUAUCAAUAGGUUUCUAACUCACUCUCUUCCCACCCCUAUCUCCUAGCAUAGAGGGUUAGAAGAAAUCAGUGAAUAAACCCAUAGUUUAUUUAAGCUGUAAACUUGGGAAGAAACAUUUAGCUAAUAAAAUUGUUGAUGUGAUAUAGAGCUGAGCUUAUAGCUGGGGACUUGAUGUUAGUCUAUAUACCAUUAUAGCUGGGUAUGGUGGCUCACACCUUUAAUUCCAGUGCUUGGGAGGCAGAGGCAGGCAGAUCUCUAUGAGUUUGAGGCCAGCCCGGUCUACAUAGCGAAUUCCAGGCCAGCUGGGGCUACAGAGCGACCCCGUUUCAAAACAACCAAAAAAAAGAAAAGAAAACAACAAAAAAAUACCAUUAUAGUGCUAUUUGUUUCAGCUGUAGCUGCUGAAUACUUGCUCCCAAGUGCCAAACCCAAGCCCUCAUCCUGGCUACAGGACUCUGGAUACAAAGCCCCUCUCACCCUUGAGGUGAAUUCCAUUUAAUCAGCUGACAGGCCUAAGCAGCCUCCCUAGUUUCUCCAUAUGGCACAUUGAUCUAAUUUAAGGAGCAAGUAAUUAAAAAUGUUAAGCUAAUGCCUGAUAAUCUCCUUAUGUUGAGAAAACUUUCCUGAACUGAAUAAUUGUGGCCAUUCCUUCUGCCAAAUGUGACUAGAAAGACUGCUUAUGGCUAUGGGGUAUCAUAUUUUGUGUGUGUUAUUCUUGCAUUCCUUCAUCUACAGCAAGUAUCCUGUGAGCUCCUGCAUGCCAGCUAGGAAGCUGACAGAGAUGUAUUUGGGACUAGGGGAAAUAAUCAGGCCUCUUCAUUGUCAGAAGGACAACCUACUUCCUUCUGUUUUCUCAUUACCUAGGAAUCUCCUAAUGUUUUAUUUCAAAUGUUUUGUUCUAAUUUCUAGUCUAUGUCCCGGCUCUGGUACCUGUUCUUGGCCUACCUCUAAAUUUUUCUGAGCUCUUCCUGGAGCAUAGCAGGGCUUUACCUCACACAAUGUGUGUUAGGAGUGGCAUUACAUAGUGUACUGGCUACAUGCUGGUUAUUCUGUAAUAUUUGCCAAAAUAAGGUAAUCUUAGCCAGGUGUGGUGACACACACCUUUAGUCCCAGCACUUGGGAGGCAGAGGCAGGCGGAUCUCUGUGAGUUCAAGGCCAGCCUGGUCUACAUAGUGAGUUCCAGGACAGCUGGGGCUACAGGGAGACUCUGUCUCAAAAACAAACAAAUAAACACACGCAAAAAGAUCAAGAAGGUAAUCUUUAGUAGCAGGGGAUAUUAAACAUUGCUUGUAGUCCACCCUGCAUAUAAUAUUUUUUUUUAAUUUUCCAAAAAAUAGACCUAUGAACCCUUGACUAUUUCUUGGAUCUUCCUACUUUCUUUAUCCUUCCCUUUCUUGUCAUUCUUUUUGUCUUUUAUGCCAGUCUGUAUUUUGGGUAUUAGAGGUAUCCAUUGAGAAGGACCGUAGCUGAGGUUAGGCCAUCUCCUUUCUUGGGAUUUGUAUUACAAGUGAGAACCCUGGAAGAUCUUUGAGAUUUCAAAUCAAGUGAAGCCAGGAAGACAGAACGCCAAGGAACUUGGCUGGUGCUCUGAGUAGGCCCCUACCUACCCAUUAUUCGUGGUGUAUGAUCCUUGCCUGCUAUUUACUCUGUACUUAAUAUUGCUGAGGCUGAGAGAUCUUUGGUGCCUGGGUUUCUGCCCAUAACCUCUUGGAUAUCCAACCUGAUGCAAAUUGAAUGCUACGUAAUAAUCACUGAAGUGGAAUAGGGUCUACUGGCCCUUGGGUCACAGUCUAAUGAGGAUAGACAAGAUUAGGUAAGAAAAACAGAACUACUGUAUUAAGCAAGGUUCUUUAAAGCAACAUAACCAAUAGAAAAACUAUAUAUAUGGAUUUAUUGGAUGAGAUAGAGACUGGGUAGUCCAGCUAUGGCCAUCGGCAUACUGAUGCGGCAGAGAGCUAGCUUCCAGAGGACAAUUUAGCAGUCUCAAUCCAACACUGAGGCUCAGAAGCUGUCUGGAGAGUUGUGAUACUGGAUUAGUGUUGAGGAGCUGAAGGAUCAGUCUAAUGACUGGGCAGCAGCGAACACAAAGUGGAACAGAAAGAGGCUUGCUAGGUGGAGGGAUGCCUUCCUUACACUUCCCUUCUUCAUCUGGGCAAUUCGUCCUUUUAAUGGUCUCGCUCCUGUUUAAAGUGGAUCUUCUUCUCCCAAGUCACUGUUCCACAAAUGCACAAGUGUUUCAUCAGUCCAAGGCAUCUCUUAAUCCUGUCAUGUUGCCAACUCAGACCAACCAUCAUAACUACUUUGGAAAACAGUUUAUCUCCUGUAAUUGAACAUUUACCCAUCCUAUAACUCAGUUACUCUAGUACUAAGGAUAAAUUCAAGAGAAACUCAUUCAUGCAUAUGAGGGUAUCCGUUAAGGAUCUCCUAGCAGUCCUGCUCACAAAGGCAAGAGCCUGGAAACAGUUCCAAAUGCCAAUAAGCAAAAGAGUGGAUGAAUAAACUAGAAUAUCCUCACAAUGGUCUAUUAUACAAGUGUUUUAACAUUUAUAUAGUGCUGGAGUUCAUUAAUUUUAAAUGUGUUUAGUGAGUUUUUUAUUUAAUAAUAUAGCAUGAUCACCAUCAAGAUAUUGAAAAUAAGCUAGGAGUGGGGGCAUAGGCCUUUAAUCCUAGCACUUGGGAGGUGAGGCAGGUGGAAUCUCUAUGCCAGCCUGGUUUACAUAGGCUACAGGCUAGCUGGGGCUUCCUUGUUGGGAGGCUGUAUGUAGAGAGAUGGCUCAGUGGUUAAGAGCACUUGCUGUUCUUGCAGAAGACCCAGGUUGGGUUCCUAGUACCCACAUGGUGGCUAACACAAAUCCUUAAGUAGUUCCAGGGAAUCCAACACCCUC
This is a messenger RNA of Nannospalax galili (Upper Galilee mountains blind mole rat), 4255 nucleotides long. It is a transcript of the gene Nsun4, whose product is annotated as NOP2/Sun RNA methyltransferase 4. The record is from RefSeq and is a predicted model, not a curated record. Gene Ontology annotation, cellular component: mitochondrial large ribosomal subunit. Gene Ontology annotation, molecular function: methyltransferase activity. The transcript has 6 exons. The coding region runs from base 66 to 1211 and encodes 381 amino acids. Gene Ontology annotation, biological process: rRNA methylation. NCBI's taxonomy places the organism in Eukaryota, Metazoa, Chordata, Mammalia, Rodentia, Spalacidae.